UCGUUUGUUAAGUGUUGUGUUCGUGUGUAUUUAAUCAUGUAAACAUACUAUAUAUUUGGGUGGUAUAUGUUCGUUCGUGAGUCUUCCAUGUUAUAUAAACAUAAUUUCCUCAAAUAUCUAAAAUUUGUUGAACAUUUCGAUUAAGCGCAAAAAAUAAGAUACAUUUUUACAUGUUUAGACAAUUGUUUAUGAAGUGAUGAAAUCUCUUAGAAGUUGUAGAAGAACAUCCAAAACCAAAAACAAAAACAAAAACAAAAAAACUACUUAUAACAUAAUUUCAUCAUAUACUUAAUAAUACAAAAACACAAUAGUGUAUACCAAGUAUAAUUCGCAAAUCAUAAGGUUUGUUCUGGAGGUAUAGCCUCCGAUUUAUAUAUCCAAAUGAAAAUGGUUGAUAAAUCAUCGAAGUUGGAAAAAUUUGCCGCCAAUAUGAAUACAACUGGCGCCGGUGGUAUAACCGGCGUUGGCGGUUCAACUGCGGUGCAAAGUGGAAGUAUUACUAAUAUGGGUGCCGGCAGUGGGAGUGGUCAUCACCAAAAUGGACAAAAACCUGUGCCAAUGAAAUUAUUUGCUGCCUGGGAAGUCGAUCGUACACCACCUAAUUGUAUACCAAGGCUUUGCUCACUGACAAUAACUCGUCUAUCGAUAUUGACACCAUUGCCUGGAGAUAUGACAUCCUUGUCCUUAGCGGUGAAAAUGCAAAGUUCCAAGCGCACGUUACGUUCACAUGAGAUACCAAUAAGUGGCAGUAGCUUGUUGCAGUCAACCUCUACGACUUCUACAGGUAUCAACUCAUUGCAACAGAGUAAUUCAGCAACAAUGGCAGGCAAUGUUGUUAGCAAUAUGGGUACCUUAAUGCCCGGUACGCCCGGCAACAUUGGUAGUGCUGGCAUAGGUACCGGUAUAGCAGGUGUUGGUGUUGGAACUGCUGCUAAUGUACCACUCUCAGAAACUGAAUUAGAUUUACACUUCAGUUUGCAGUAUCCACAUUUUAUUAAGAGAGAUGGAAAUAGCCUACGUUAUGGUUACAAUUUGCCUUUCUUCCGCACUCAUUCACACAGACUGGUGAUUUUACUGCAACGCCGCAAAAAAUAUAAAUCUCGCACCAUCUUAGGAUACAAAACGUUAGCUGAGGGUAUUAUACGUAUGGAUGCUGUAUUGCAAAAAUCGAUGGAUAUGACUGUGGAAUUAAUAGCUUCCGGAAAAAAUGGUCGUCCUGGUACCACAGUAGCCUGUUUGCGCGCUGAACGCGUUUCGUCCAUUCCAGUUGAUCAUGACAAUAAAAAUAAUAAUAGUGUAAUGCUGGCAGAUCGCGUCGCUGAAUAUUCUGACGAGGACGAAGAAGGAGAAUUCAGUUCAGGUGAAUUUAACGACGAGACCAAUGAACUUGGUUUACCGGGUUACGAACAGAAACGUGAUUAUAAUCCGGCUAAGCAUGAUAUGCGAAAAUAUCGUAAACUGCAACGCUCUGAAGUAGAAGAAGUUAAUUUAGGCACAAAUCCAGUUGAUAGUGAUAGUGAAUUCGAAAUGAAGGAUAAAAACUCAUCACGUGCAAAAAUAAGCAGGAAUGAAUAUAUACGAAAAGUCGAAAGAAUUUGCAGAAUUAGAUUCAUGAUGGGAAGGAAAACUCUUCAAACAAUUUCCCUGCAACAACGUAAUUUUAAACAAAAAAUUGUCGCCUUGCUGAAACGCUUUAAGGCUUCUGAGGAAUUGGAGGGUGAUGUGAAUCGCGGUACAGCUGCUUUACGAGGCGAACGUGAUUUGGAUGCAUUAUUUCAAGAGUUGGAAUCGUUGUCAUGUUGUGAGGGUGAUGAUUCAGGUCCUGAUAUGGACACAUUAUCAAUUGGCUCCACACCGAAACCUUCGCUGCGUCCAUUUUUCACUAAUUCACGUAUAAUGUUGCACGACAAUGGCGGUACUGGCAACUUUGAACGCAGAUCAUCGGAUAAAAGCGACCAAUUGACCAAUUCGUCUUACAAUAUUGAAAAUAACAAACAAAAAUGCAUUCAUUUAACAAACAAUAAUAAUUCGGCAACAACACCAGAUCGUGGUAUAGAAUAUCGCAACGAUAGUUCUGGAAAUGAAGGUAACACAUUUAAUAUAGAUGGCCAAUUCUCCGACUCGCAAAAUAGUCCUCCACGUACUGAAAAAGAUUAUAUACGCUUACAACAGCAGCAAUCACACCAAGUAACACCCAAUAAUUCCAAUUUCAGUGUUAGUAGUGCAGUAAUAACACAACCGCCCAGUGAAAAACGCUCUCGUCUAUUUCGCACUUCAAGUAAUACGCCCAGUGGUACCAGUGGGGGUAAAAAGAAACAGACUCUUAGUUUAAGCGCAGAACCGCGCUCAGUAUUAGAGACAUGCCUGUCUCCAACUAAUGUAGAACCGCGUAAAAUGCUUUUAGAUCAGAUAAGUAAGGAAUUCUCCAGUGAAGAUGCUGUCAUACCUGAUGUGGUCACGAUUAUAACUCCACCAGAGGCAUUAAGUGGUAGCAGUUUUAUACCAAAGCUUACAACGAUUUUUGCAAAUUCAUUUAAACCAUCGUUUGUACCUCAAAAUACAGCGGAGGUGAAAGCAGUACUACAGGCGCUUAUGGUGAAAAUCCAGAAAUAUUGUAAUUCCAAUGCAAAACCACCAAAUACAGUAAAAAUAUUGCUUAUUGGCGGUGAUUGGCUGCAAGGUGCUGCACUGCGGCAUUACGUUGAGCUGAUGGGCGUGAGACCACCAGAUUGGCUCAAUCAUUUACGUUUUUACAUUGUGCCGAUUGGUAGCAGUGCUAUUGCAAGAUAUCUAAGUCAAAUGGAUCAAGCAUAUGGUUCCAUGUUCGGCACUGAAAAUUGGUAUCAAUUGUGUGAACGUGUGGCUGUUACAGCCGCUGCUGUUAGUGCAGUGACAACGGUCAAUGCAACCGCACUCACGUCUUCGCUCGCUGAUAAUGCUAAUGCAAAUAAGUUCAAUAUAGUGGAUUUAUUGAUACGUAUACAAAAAUAUUUACAAGCGGCCGGACCCUGUGCUCAAAUACCAAUUGCGGAAGCUAUGGUCAAUUAUAAAGAUGAAGAUUCUUGCCAGAUUUUUGUGCCAUUCAUUUCGGAUGUGCGCAUUGGGUACCUAGAAGGUCCACAAGCUUCACUUGAUCUCGAAGAAAGUAUGACUCAAUCUACAACGAGUGUAGCACAACAAACAAGUGCUACCAGUGCAAUUCCAAUUGGAAAUUCUGCUUCCACAACUAUGAUUGGUGGUGGUAAUAUUAUGAGUGGAAAUGGUUCUCCACCGCAAAGUGGACGUAUUACACCACCAAAUCAAACACCACCAUCAUCAGCAACAUCACAACGUGAACGUAUAGGUGAUAACUUUGGUACACCACAACAGAUUAAUGUUGUACAAGUUGAACCAGUAGAGCUGCAAGUUGACUACUGGCCGAUUCUAAGACAUAGUGAUCAUUCUAUUAAGGAUAAGAGUGUCACGCGAAGUGGUGAUCAGGGUGGCAAAAAUAGCAUUAAGAGUACAUUUAGAAAUCUACAGGUAUGGCGUUUGCCGCAAAAUGCUCAAAUUGGUGAAAUGUCUAGUGGAUUGACUGUUAGUUUUGCGACUAAGGAAAAGAAACAAAAGCAAAUUAUGCGUUUGGGCAAGAAAAAGGAAAAAGAUCGUGAUCUCGAAAAGGAACAAUGUGUAGAAGGUGUUGCACGUUUAAUAUGUUCUCCAAAACAAUCUCAUCCAGUACCAUUAAAAGUAUAUAUCGAUGGCACAGAAUGGACUGGUGUUAAAUUCUUCCAACUAUCAUCUCAUUGGCAGACGCACGUUAAAAAUUUCCCAAUUGCCCUAAUUGGACAUUUGCAAUUUCCUUGCGCUGAAAUAUCCUAGUCAUUUUAAUUUAGUUUUAAAAUCAAUAUGAAAAAGGGAAAAAUACAUCACAAAAAAAAAGAACAAAAAACAAAAAA
Messenger RNA from Teleopsis dalmanni, 3938 nucleotides. Its product is annotated as phosphofurin acidic cluster sorting protein 2-like. The transcript has 13 exons. The record is from RefSeq and is a predicted model, not a curated record. Gene Ontology annotation, biological process: protein localization to plasma membrane. The coding region runs from base 382 to 3861 and encodes 1159 amino acids. Lineage: Eukaryota; Metazoa; Arthropoda; Insecta; Diptera; Diopsidae.